This is a messenger RNA of Lonchura striata (white-rumped munia), 1046 nucleotides long. RefSeq names its product N-terminal glutamine amidase 1 (gene NTAQ1). The record is from RefSeq and is a predicted model, not a curated record. Gene Ontology annotation, cellular component: nucleus; cytosol. Gene Ontology annotation, molecular function: protein-N-terminal asparagine amidohydrolase activity; protein-N-terminal glutamine amidohydrolase activity. NCBI's taxonomy places the organism in Eukaryota, Metazoa, Chordata, Aves, Passeriformes, Estrildidae.
CCUGCUUCGCCCUCAGCCCCGCUCAGAGCGGCCAUGGCGCGGCCCGAGGCUGGUUAUGAGGCGGCGGUGCCGCCCCGCCCCGCCUGCACCUACAGCAGCUGCUACUGCGAAGAAAACGUUUGGAAGCUUUGUGACUACAUCAGGAGUCAGGAUCGGUACCCUUUAGAAGAAUUUUAUGCUGUUUUCAUAUCCAAUGAUAAGAGGAUGAUUCCACUCUGGAAGCAGAAAUCUGGACAUGGAGAUGAGCCUGUUGUCUGGGACUACCAUGUUAUUCUACUUCAUCUUUCCAGUGGGGAGCAGAACUUCAUUUAUGAUCUUGACACAGUGUUGCCGUUUCCAUGUCCUUUUGAUGUGUACAGUGUGGAGGCCUUUAGGUUGGAUGACAGCCUUCAUCCAGAAUUUCACAGAAAAAUCAGAAUGAUUCGAGCAGAUUUGUACUUGAAGACAUUUGCUUCAGACAGAUCUCAUAUGAAGGAUGCAAAUGGGAAAUGGCAAAAACCUCCUCCUCCAUACCCUUGCAUUGAAACUGCAGAUUCCAAGAUGAACUUGGAUGAUUUCAUCAGUAUGAAUCCGGAAGUGGGAUGGGGCUCAGUGUUGUCCCUUUCAGACUUUGUGCAUCGAUUUGGCAGUCAGACUGAUUACAGCUAUUCCUUGGAAGGACAGUAAAGUGAACAAAGUUCUGGCUUGUUUUGCUGCUUUUACAUUGUAUUUAUGGUUUACAUUUCUGUACAUGGAAUAGGUAUUUGGAAAUAUAGAACAUCCAGACAGAAAUAUCAUGAACUGAAUAAAAACCUUUAUUUUAAUUAUGUAAGAAUGCACUUGGUUGUCAAUGUCAAAUCAAAGGCAGACAUGCCAUCAUAAGCAUAUUGCUUUUCCAGCUACUGUGCUGAAACUGAAAAGAGCUGCAAAAAAAGCUUUUGGAAAAAUAUGUGUAUAAAAUACUGAAUGUUGUAGCCUAAAUUGCUACAUGUUGUCACAUUUUAAAAGUGAGAUAUGGUUUUCUUCAUGUUGUGAUUGCUGUCAAUUAUAUGUAAACAGACAGUGCA